UACAGCCAUUAGUUCGUUUAUAAAAGUCAAUAAAUUAAGUAUCAUGUGGAUUUUUUUAUAUCUUAGUUAUCUUAUCUAAAAGUCAGACCGGGGGGGAUCACGGGGAGUAGGACGGGAGCCGCUGUGGUCGUGUUGAGAGUGUGGGGGUGACCCCUGAGGAGGGCAGUGUGGUGGCUCUGCCCGCCCGCCCGCUCUCCCCUAUAUGGCUGUGGAUUAGCUGUAUGCUAAUGUGGUGGUGAGGAGGAGAGGAGAAGCGACGCGGCGCUGCCAGCGGUGGCUUUCUGGGAGUCCAGGCAGGCUCUUCUACAGCCAUGGCUGAAGGGGGAGAAGGAGAAGACGAAAUUCAGUUCUUACGAACUGAUGAUGAAGUGGUGCUCCAGUGUGUCGCUACCAUUCAGAAGGAAAACCGCAAGUUUUGCCUCUCAGCAGAGGGACUUGGAAAUCGACUGUGUUACCUAGAGCCUACCUCGGAAGCCAAGUAUGUUCCCCCUGACCUGUGCAUAUGUAACUUUGUGUUGGAGCAGUCGCUCUCAGUGCGGGCCCUGCAGGAGAUGCUGGCUAACACAGGGCAAAAUGGGGAAGGAACUCCUGAUCAUGACCGAUGGGCAGGGCAGGGGGGCGGACAUCGGACACUGCUGUACGGUCACGCCAUCCUACUGAGGCAUUCCUUUAGUGGAAUGUAUCUGGCCUGUCUCAAGACUUCAAGGUCUUUGACUGACAAGUUGUCAUUUGAUGUAGGCUUGCAAGAGGAUUCAACAGGGGAGGCUUGUUGGUGGACCAUCCACCCAGCCUCAAAGCAGAGAUCUGAGGGUGAAAAGGUUAGAAUUGGUGAUGAUCUCAUCUUAGUCAGUGUGUCUUCAGAGCGGUUCCUGCACCUGUCCAUGUCCAAUGGAAAUAUACAAGUGGACGCUUCUUUUAUGCAAACACUGUGGAAUGUGCAGCCUACCUGCUCUGGCAGCAACGUGGCAGUGGGAUAUUUGUUGGGUGGGCAUGUGAUACGUUUGUUCCAUGGGCACGAUGAGAGUUUGACUGUACCAGGAUCUGAUCAGUCUGGGGAACAGCAGAGGGUGGCGAACUACGAGGCUGGGAAAGGAGGGUCCAGGGCCAGGUCUCUGUGGAGGUUGGAGCCACUUCGGAUCAGUUGGAGUGGAAGCCAUAUUCGAUGGGGUCAGCCCUUCCGCUUGCGGCAUCUGUCUACUGGACACUACCUGGGUCAGACAGAAGACCGUGGCCUAGUGCUGCUGGACAGAGAGAAGUCUGAUACCACUGCCACAGCUUUCUGCUUCAGGCCAAGCAAGGAGAAAGUGGACUCUGGCUCAAAGCGGGAUAUUGAAGGCAUGGGGGUGGCGGAGAUCAAGUAUGGAGAUUCUGUUUGCUUCAUCAUGCACGUGGCUACAGGCUUGUGGCUCUCCUACCAGGCACCGGAUGCAAAAUCCUCUCGCUUGGGGCUGCUAAAGAGAAGGGCCUUCCUCUAUCCAGAAGGCCAUAUGGACGACGGUUUAAUUCUGCAGCUCUGCCAGCACGAGGAGUCCAGAGCGGCCCGCAUCAUCCGUAACACCACACAGCUCUUCACACAGUUCAUCAGUGGGCUGGACGAGCUGAAGGGUGAGAAGGCCUCGGAGGUGAGCCUGCCUGUGGGAGAAGUGAUGCAGACACUCGACGACCUCAUCACGUACUUCCAACAGCCUGACCCUGACUUGGAGCACGAGGAGAAACAGAGACAGCUGCGCUCACUCAUCAAACGCCAGGACCUCUUUAAAGAGGAGGGGAUGCUAACACUUGUCUCAGUCUGCAUCGACCGGCUCAACGUUUACAGCAGUGCAGCUGAGUUUGAGGAGUUCGCUGGCGAGGAAGCUGGAGAAGCCUGGAAAGACAUCCUUAACCUCCUUUAUGAGCUUCUUGCUGCCCUGAUCCAAGGAAACAGACCCAACUGCACUCAGUUCUCCCGCAAACUGGACUGGCUGAUCAGCAAACUGGAGCGACUGGAGUCCUCUUCAGGCAUUCUUGAGGCCCUGCACUGUAUCCUAACAGAGAGUCCAGAGGCUCUGAACAUCAUCCAGAAAGUCCACAUCAAAUCCAUCAUCUCUCUCCUCUACAAGCACGGGCGUAACCACAAGAUUCUGGAUAUUCUCUGCUCUCUCUGUGUCUGCAAUGGAGUGGCAGUAAGAACCAAUCAGAACUUCAUCUCUGAACACCUGCUUCCCAGGAGGGAUGUGCUUCUCCAGACAAAAUUGGUCAAUGAUGUGCAAAGUAUGAGACCCAACAUUUUCCUGGGCAUGAGUGAAGGUUCGGCGCAGUAUAGAAAGUGGUACUUCGAGCUGAUAAUCGAUCAAGUGGAUCACUUUGUGACCGGCGAACCCACACAUCUUCGCGUCGGCUGGGCUACCACUAAAGGCUACGCUCCGUACCCAGGAGGUGGAGAGGGCUGGGGAGGGAAUGGCGUAGGUGAUGAUCUCUACUCCUACAGUUUUGAUGGUCUUCAUCUGUGGUCAGGGCGAAUCCCACGAGCCGUGGCCUCCAUUAACCAGCACUUGCUGACCUCGGAUGAUGUGGUAAGCUGCUGUUUGGACCUCGGCGCCCCCAGUAUGUCCUUCCGCAUCAACGGCCAGCCUGUGCAGGGAAUGUUUGAGGACUUUAACACGGACGGCUUCUUCUUCCCCGUCGUCAGCUUCUCAGCAGGGGUCAAGGUUCGUUUCCUGUUGGGAGGUCGCCAUGGUGACUUUAAGUUCAUGCCCCCAUCAGGCUAUGCACCUUGUUAUGAGGCUCUGCUUCCAAAGGAAAAAAUGCGCGUGGAGCCUGUGAAGGAGUAUAAGAGAGAUUUAGAGGGAGUGAGAGACUUGCUGGGCACCACCAAAUUGCUUUCUCAAGCCUCCUUCAUCCCCAUACCAGUCAAUACCGCCGAGAUUGUUCUGCCUCCACAUCUUGAAAAUGUGCGUGACAAACUAGCUGAGAACAUCCAUGAACUGUGGGGUAUGAACAAAAUCGAGCUUGGCUGGACUUAUGGCAAGAUACGAGAUGACAACAAGAGACAGCAUCCCUGCCUGGUUGACUUCUCCAAGCUGCCUGAAACAGAAAAGAAUUAUAACCUGCAGAUGUCGACUGAAACCUUAAAGACCUUACUAGCUUUGGGAUGCCAUGUUGCACAAGUCCAAGUUGAUGCCGAGGAAGAUCUAAAAAGAAUUAAACUUCCCAAAGACUACAUGAUGUCGAAUGGUUAUAAACCCGCACCACUAGAGCUUUCUGAAGUGAAACUGACACCUGGUCAGGAGGUUCUGGUUGAUAAACUGGCUGAAAACGCUCACAACGUUUGGGCCAAAGAUCGCAUCAAGCAAGGAUGGACCUAUGGUAUUCAGCAGGAUUUGAAGAGCAGACGCAAUCCUCGGCUGGUGCCAUAUGCUUUGUUAGACGAACGCACGAAGAAAUCCAACAGAGACAGCCUUCGAGAGGCAAUACGAACACUAAUUGGAUAUGGAUACAACAUCGACCCCCCUGACCAAGAGACUGCCAAUGUGAUAGAGAAGCUGAAUGUUGAAAAUAUCCGUUUCUUCCGUGUGGAGAAGACGUAUGCAGUGACAUCGGGGAAGUGGUAUUUUGAGUUUGAGGCUGUGACUGGAGGAGAAAUGUGUGUGGGCUGGGCUCGUCCUGGCUGUAGACCCGACAUCGAACUUGGCUUGGAUGACCAGGCCUUCGUUUUUGAUGGCUGUCGAGGUCGGCGGGUACAUAUGGGCAGUCACUUUUUUGGAAGAUCAUGGAACAAGGGUGACGUGGUGGGGUGCAUGAUUAACAUGGAAGACAAGUCCAUGAUCUUCACCCUCAAUGGAGAGAUCCUUAUCACCAACAGGGGCUCUGAACUCUGCUUUGCCGACUUUGACACAGAAGGAGGGUUCAUCCCAGUCUGCAGCUUGGGUCUCUCACAGAUAGGCCGCAUGAACCUGGGCAAGGAUGCAAGCACCUUUAAGUACUACACCAUGUGUGGCCUGCAGGAAGGUUUUGAACCUUUUGCUGUUAAUAUGAACCGAGACGUCACCAUGUGGUUCAGCAAACGUCUUCCCACGUUUGUCAAUGUGCCAGAGGACCACAAGCACAUUGAGGUGACUAGAAUUGAUGGGACUGUGGACACACCACCGUGUCUGAAAGUAACCCACAGGACCUUUGGGACACAGGCUAGCAAUAACGACAUGAUCUACUGCCGACUGAGCAUGCCAGUUGAGUUUUAUCCAGGUCCAAGGAAGACCACAAACAUUAACGAGGUAAUCGCUGAUGACCAAAAUGUCAAGAAAGACGACAGCGGAAAAACAGAUUAUGGAAGCAUUACAAAGUACUUCUACUCUGUGAGAGUGUUUGCAGGACAGGAUCCAGCUGCAGUAUGGGUGGGCUGGGUAACCCCUGACUAUCACUACUACAGCAAACACUUCAGCCUGAACAAGGUCCGAACAGUGACAGUAACUCUCGGGGACGAGCGAGGCCGUGUGCAUGAAAGUGUGAGGAGGAGUAAUUGCUACAUGGUGUGUGCUGGAGAGAUUUCCAACAGCUCCUCUGGACGCAGUAAUACUGACCUGGAAAUCGGCUGCCACAUUGACCUGGCCUCUGGUCUCGUCUCAUUCACUGCCAAUGGCAAUGAGCUGCCCACUGCUUAUCAGGUUGAGCCCAACACAAAACUGUUCCCUGCUGUAUUUAUUGAGCCCACAAGCCCCAACCUGUUCCAGUUUGAAUUUCCAAAGAUUCAGGAUGCAAUGCCCUUGUCAUCAGCCAUUUUCAAGAGCUUACACCGUAACCCGGAGCCCCAGUGUCCUCCACGGCUGGAUGUGCAGACCAUUGUAUCUGUUCUGUGGAGCAGAAUGCCCAAUUCCUUCCUCUCAGUAGAGACAGCGCGGGUCAGUGAGAGGCAUGGCUGGGUGGUGCAGUGUCUGGAACCUCUACAGAUGAUGGCAGUACACAUUCCUGAGGAGAACAGGUGCAUUGACAUCAUGGAGCUCUCUGAGAAUGAGGACCUGCGGAUGUUCCAUUACCAGACUUUGAAGCUCUACUGCGCUCUCUGUGCUCUGGGAAACACUCGUGUAGCCCAUGCCCUCUGCAGUCACCUUGAUCAGUCUCAGCUCCUCUACACUAUCGAUAACCAGUAUUUGACUGGGCAGCUGCGAGAGGGUUUCUACGAUGUUCUCAUCAGCAUCUGCCUGGAGACGGCUAAAGAAGCUCGCCUCAUGAUGAACAACGAGUUCAUCAUUCCCGUAACUGACGAGACCCGAAGCAUUCGCCUCUUCCCUGACGAAUCCAAGCGUCACUCUUUGCCUGGCGUGGGUCUCAGCACCUCGCUCACCCCUCGCCUCAACUUUAACCCUCCGUGCUUCAUUACCACCAAGCGGGAGCACACCUACAGCCCCCAGAUCCCCCUGGGCAUCCUGAAGGAGAAAGCUAUCAGCAUGUUGACGGAGGCGGUGCAGGGCGGUGGCACCCAUAUCCGAGACCCAGUGGGUGGCAGUGUGGAGUACCAGUUUGUGCCCAUUCUUAAACUGAUUGGCACUCUGUUGAUCAUGGGUGCUUUGACCAGCGAAGAAGUGAGGCUGAUACUGCUUCUUAUCGAGCCCAACGUGUUUGCAGACAACAAAGAGGAGGAGAAACCUGCAGCAGAGGAGGCUGUGGAGAAGGAGGAGGCCAGCAGCAACGAGGAGAAAACUGUGGAGGCUGGAGAAGAGGAAAGUAAGGACUCCAAGCAGGCCCCUAAAGGACUUCUGGAGAAGAGUCUACCUGAGCCAGUCAAGCGUCAAAUGUGUGAACUGCUGAAUUAUUUCUGUGACUGUGAGCUGAAGCAGCGUAUUGAGGCCAUUGUGGCCUUCUCAGAUCACUUUGUGGCCAAGCUACAAUACAACCAGAAAUUCCGCUACAAUGAACUCAUGCAAGCCUUCAACAUGUCUGCUGCAGUCACUGCAAAGAAGACCAAGGAAUUCCGCUCUCCUCCUCAAGAGCAGAUUAACAUACUACUGAACUUUAGUGCUGGAGAGGACUGCCCCUGCCCUGAGGAAAUCCAAGAGGAGCUUCAGAACUUCCAUGAUGACCUGCGACUGCACUGCGGCAUUCCCAUGGAAGAAGAAGAGGAAGAGCAGGAUACCUCUAUCAAAGGUCGUCUGCUUUCCCUGUUGUACAAAAUCAAAGGUCGCCCACAGAAAACUGAGGAGGAGCCUUCUGAGCAAGAACAAGCAACUCCAACUAACCUGAAGGAGCUGAUCUCUCAGACGAUGGUGAGCUGGGCUCAAGAGUGCACCAUCCAGGACCCGGAGCUGGUGCGCAUCAUGUUCAGCCUGCUGAGGAGGCAGUAUGAUGGCAUUGGAGAGCUGCUGCGCGCCAUGCGGAAGAGCUACACCAUCAGCGAAAAGUCUGUGCAGGAUGCCAUCAACCUGCUGGCAUCCCUGGGCCAGAUUCGCUCGCUGCUUAGCGUCCGCAUGGGUGAAGAAGAGGGUCAGCUUAUGAUCGAUGGCUUGGGGGAUAUUAUGAACAACAAAGUGUUUUACCAGCAUCCAAAUCUGAUGCGUGUUCUGGGCAUGCAUGAGACAGUCAUGGAGGUCAUGGUCAACGUGCUCGGAGGCGACAAGUCUAAGGAGAUUGCUUUCCCCAAAAUGGUGGCCAGCUGCUGCCGCUUCCUCUGUUACUUCUGCCGCAUCAGCCGUGAGAAUCAGAAAGCCAUGUUUGACCACCUGAGCUACCUGCUGGAGAACAGCAGCGUAGGACUGGCCUGUCCAGCCAUGAGGGGCUCCACUCCACUGGAUGUGGCUGCAUCCUCAGUGAUGGACAACAACAGUCUGGCUCUGGCUUUAGAAGAGCCAGACCUGGAAAAGGUGGUGACAUACUUGGCUGGUUGUGGGCUCCAGAGCUGCCCAAUGCUUGUAGCCAAGGGAUACCCUGACAUCGGCUGGAAUCCCAUAGAAGGAGAGCGCUACCUGUCCUUCCUCCGAUUUGCUGUCUUUGUCAACGGUGAAAGUGUGGAGGAGAAUGCUAAUGUGGUGGUGAAGCUGUUGAUCAGGCAUCCUGAGUGCUUUGGGCCAGCUCUGAGGGGAGAGGGUGGACAGGGUCUUCUGGCUGCCAUGUUGGAGGCCAUUAAGAUCUCGGAGGAUCCCACACUAGACCUGCCUAAUCUGCCUGAAGGAGGAGGACCUGUGAUCGGGGAGGACAGGGAGGAGGAAGAGGUUGCGCACAUGGGCAACUCCAUCAUGUCCUUCUACUCAGCCCUCAUCGAUCUGCUGGGACGCUGUGCCCCUGAGAUGCAUUUAAUUAACAAGGGCAAAGGUGAAGCUUUGCGUAUUCGUGCCAUCUUGCGCUCACUGGUGCCUACCAAAGACUUAGUGGGCAUUAUCAGCAUACCUCUCAAAGUUCCUGUCAUCAACAAAGAUGGCACUGUGACAGAGCCAGACAUGAAUUCAAGUUUCUGGCCAGACCACAAAUCCCCAAUGGUGCUCUUCCUGGACCGUGUCUAUGGUAUCGAGGACCAAAGCUUCCUUCUGAACCUGGUGGAGGUGGGCUUCCUGCCUGACCUGCGUGCCUCUGCCUCUCUGGACACGGAGGUGCUGAGUACCACAGAGACAGCCUUGGCCAUGAACAGGUAUAUAGGUUCAGCCGUUCUUCCACUGUUGACCCGCUGUGCCUCGCUCUUCGCUCAUACAGAGCACUACGCCCAGCUUGUUGACUCCACACUUCACACGAUCUACCGGCUAUCUAAAGGCCGCUCACUCACCAAAGCCCAGAGAGACUCCAUAGAGGAGUGCCUGCUUGCCAUCUGCCAGCACCUGCGGCCUUCUAUGCUGCAGCAGCUCCUGCGCCGCCUCGUUUUUGAUGUGCCACAACUCACAGAAUACUGCAAGAUGCCUAUAAAGCUUUUGACCAAUCAUUAUGAGCAGAAUUGGAAAUAUUACUGCCUGCCUUCCGGCUUAGGGAGCUAUGGCAUGGCUUCCGAGGAGGAGCUCCACCUCACCAAGAAACUCUUCUGGGGUCUUUUUGAUGCCCUUUCUCAGAAGAAAUACGAUUCAGAGCUUUUCAAAAUGGCCAUGCCGUGUCUGAGUGCCAUAGGUGGAGCUCUUCCACCAGACUACGUAGAUACGAGCCCAACCACUACUUUGGUGAAACAGGUCUCUGUGGAUACUCAGGGCAACUUUGAUCCCAAACCCAUCAACACUGCCAAUAUCUCCUUGCCCGAAAAAUUGGAAUACAUUGCCAAUAAGUAUGCUGAACACUGCCAUGAGAAAUGGUCUUCUGAGAAGUUUGCACAAGGCUGGACUGCAGGGGAGAAGGUGAAUGAACAAGCUAAAACUCAUCCUCUGCUGAAACCAUAUAAAGCACUGAGUGAGAAGGAUAGGGAAACCUACCGCUACCCAGUGAAGGAGUCUCUGAAGAGCAUGCUGGCUAUGAGCUGGAACAUUGAGAGGACCAAAGAGGGAGAGGCCAUGUUCCAGCAGCGUGAGACAGAGAAGCUCAAGACAACAGAGCCUUCCCAGGGUGAUGGAUUUAACCCAACCCCUGUGGAUUUGGAUAAUGUAAUCCUAUCCAGAGAGUUACAGAGUAUGGUGGAGACCGUAGCAGAGAAUUACCACAACAUUUGGGCAAAGAAGAAGAAAAUGGAACUCAGCAGCAAAGGAGGUGGAACUCAUCCUCUGCUGGUGCCAUAUGAUACCCUCACAGCUAAGGAGAAGUAUAGAGACCGAGAGAAGGCACAGGAGCUCUUCAAAUUUUUGCAACUCAAUGGCUACGCACUUAGCAGAGGUUUUAAAGAUAUGGAGCAGGACUCUUCCUCGAUGGAAAAGAGAACUGCCUACAAGUUCCUUAAAAGGCUGCUAAGCUACGUGGACUCUGCACAGGAGUUCAUAGCACAUCUUGAGGCUAUGGCCAGCAGUGGAAAAACAGACAAAUCUCCUCACGAACAAGAGAUUAAGUUCUUUGCAAAGGUCUUGCUGCCUCUGAUUGAUCAGUACUUUAAGAACCACUGCCUUUACUUCCUGUCCUCCCCCAGCAUCAGUUUAAGCAGCAGUGGCUACGCUUCUAACAAAGAAAAGGAGAUGAUCACCAGCCUCUUCUGCAAGCUGGCAUCUCUUGUCAGGCACAGAAUUUCUCUGUUUGGUAGUGACUCUGCCACAAUGGUGAGCUGUCUGCACAUCUUGGCAUGUUCACUAGACUUCAGGACAGUGAUGAAGUCUGGCUCAGAGCUGGUGAAGGCAGGAGUGAGGACGUUCUUUGAGAAUGCAGCAGAAGACCUGGAAAAAACCAUGGAGAACCUGAAGCUGGGAAAGCUGGGCCAGUCACGAACCCAGAUGAAAGGAGUUGCACAGAUCAUCGUCUACACCUCAACGGCUCUUUUGCCCAUUCUUACUGCUCUUUUCCAGCACGUCACUCAACACCAGUUUGGAGUGGACUUGCUGUUGGAUGAUGUUCAGUUGUCCUGCUAUCGCAUCCUGACCAGUCUCUACUCCUUGGGCACUGGCAAGAACAGCUAUGUUGAGAAACAGCUCCCUGCACUAGGGGAGUGUUUGGCCACUCUUGUGGGUGCCAUGCCAGUGGCUUUCCUGGAGCCUGAUCUGAACAUGCACAACCCCUGCUCUGUCUUCAACACAAAAACACCUCGAGAGCGAGCAAUUCUGAGCAUGCCUGACACAGUGGAGGAAAUGUGUCCUGAGAUGCCUCGUCUGGACGGCCUCAUGAAGGACAUCCAUGAUAUCUCAGAGUCUGGGGCGCGCUACACUGAUAUGCCACACGUCAUUGAGGUCAUCCUGCCCAUGUUGUGUAACUAUCUUUCAUACUGGUGGGAAAAAGGCCCUGAGAACUCACCGAGUGAUAUGGACUGCUGUACCACCGUCACCUCAGAGCACCUCAGCCUUAUCCUGGGGAACAUCCUAAGGAUCCUCAACAACAACCUGGGCAUUGAAGAAGCCUCCUGGAUGAAGAGGCUUGCGGUGUACACUCAGCCAAUCAUUAGCAAGGCAGGAGCAGACCUCCUGCGAACUCAUUUCCUUCCCACACUGGAAAAGCUGAAGAAGAAGACAGUGAAGGUGGUGUCUGAAGAGGAGCUGCUGAGGGCAGAGAGCAGGGCUGAUACUCAGGAGGCUGAACUGCAGAUUUUAGAUGAAUUUGCUGUUCUCUGCAGAGACCUGUAUGCCUUUUACCCCAUGCUCAUCCGCUAUGUGGACAACAACAGGUCUAAAUGGCUGAAGAAACCUCAUGCAGAUUCAACGGAGCUGUUUAAAAUGGUGGCAGAGAUUUUCAUCCUCUGGUGUAAAUCUCAUAAUUUCAAAAGAGAGGAACAAAACUUUGUGGUUCAAAAUGAAAUCAACAACCUGGCCUUCCUUACUGGAGAUAGCAAGAGCAAGAUGUCAAAGUCAGGAGGCCAGGAUCAGGAGAGAAGAGGGAAGAAGAGGAAAAGGGAAUUGUACUCUGUUCAGACGUCCCUAAUCGUAUCCGCUCAUAAGAAGUUGCUGCCCAUUGGUCUUAAUAUGUGCACCCCUGGAGAUCAGAUGCUUAUCUCUCUGGCCAAGAUUCGUUACUGUCUGAAAGACACAGAUGAUGAAGUGAAGGAUCACCUGAAACAGAACCUCCAUCUUCAAGAGAAGUCAGAGGAUCCAGGAGUACAGUGGCAGCUGAACCUCUACAAGGAUGUGGAAAUGAAGAGUGAGGAGGCUUCAGAUGUUGAACACACUGUAGAAAGAAUACAAGGGAUCUCGGCUGCUGUGUUCCAUUUGGAGCAGGUGGAACUGCCUCUUAGGAACAAGAAACUGGUGGCGCAGAAGCUGCUGUCCAAGCAACGCAAGCGAGCUGUGGUCGCCUGCUUCCGUAUGGCCCCACUGUAUAACCUGCCUAGGCAUCGCUCUAUUAAUCUCUUCCUCACGGGCUAUCAGAGACUUUGGAUAGUAGCAGAGGAGUACUCCUUUGAGGAGAAGCUAGUGCAGGACCUGGCAAAAACACCCAUGGUUGUGGAAAAGGAGGAGGAGGAAGCAGAAGCUGAGGUUCAGCCAGAUCCUCUCAACCAGCUCAUCCUUCACUUCAGUCACAAUGCCCUCACUGAGAGAAGCUUCCUUGAAAUAGAUCCUUUGUAUAUUGCAUAUGCUGAUAUGAUGGCAAAGAGCUGUGCCGAAGAUGAAGAGGAGGAGGAAGAGGGUAAAGAAAAGACAUUUGAGGAGAAGGAAAUGGAGAAGCAGAAAACUCUGUACCAGCAGGCCAGGCUGCACGCCCGUGGAGCUGCUGAGAUGGUGCUCCAGAUGAUCAGUGCCAGCAAAGGGCGGCUUGGACCCAUGGUGACUUGUACUCUAAAACUUGGAAUAUCAAUUCUUAAUGGAGGCAACGUGGUUGUUCAACAGAAAAUGCUGGACUACUUGAAAGAAAAAAGAGAUGCUGGAUUUUUCAAAAGUUUAUCUGGACUCAUGAUGUCUUGCAGUGUGCUGGACUUGAAUGCAUUUGAGAGACAAAAUAAGGCAGAGAGCCUUGGCAUGGUAACUGAAGAAGGGUCAAUCAACGUGAGUGAGCGGGGUUCCAAAGUGCUACAAAACGAUGACUUUACAAAGGAUUUAUUUAGGUUUUUGCAGCUUCUCUGUGAGGGCCACAACAAUGAUUUCCAAAACUUCCUGCGAACUCAGACAGGAAACACAACCACAGUUAAUAUCAUUAUCAGCACAGUGGACUACCUGCUACGUCUACAGGAGUCCAUAAGUGAUUUUUACUGGUAUUAUUCUGGAAAAGAUAUCAUUGAUGAGCAAGGACAGCGUAACUUCUCCAAAGCCUUGGCAGUAGCCAAACAGAUCUUCAACUCACUGACUGAGUACAUUCAGGGCCCUUGUAUUGGGAAUCAGCAGAGUCUUGCUCACAGCAGAUUGUGGGAUGCAGUGGUUGGAUUCCUGCAUGUCUUUGCCAACAUGCAAAUGAAACUAUCACAGGACUCUAGCCAGAUUGAGCUGCUAAAGGAACUGAUGGAUUUGCAGAAGGAUAUGGUGGUUAUGAUGUUAUCUCUACUAGAGGGUAAUGUGGUGAAUGGAACCAUCGGCAAGCAGAUGGUCGACACUCUAGUGGAGUCCUCAAGCAACGUAGAAAUGAUCCUCAAAUUCUUCGACAUGUUCCUGAAAUUGAAGGAUCUUACUACCUCUGACAACUUCAAAGAGUAUGACCCCGAAGGAAAAGGAAUGAUUUCUAAGAAGGAGUUCCAGAAGUCUAUGGAAAGCCAAAAGCAAUACACACAGUCCGAGAUCGAGUUUCUCCUCUCCUGCACUGAAGCAGAUGAAAAUGACAUGUUCAACUACGCUGAGUUUGUGGAACGCUUCCAUGAGCCUGCCAAGGACAUUGGCUUCAAUGUGGCCGUGCUGCUCACCAACCUGUCCGAGCACAUGCCACACGAUUCACGUCUGGGCACCUUCCUGGACCUGGCUGAGAGCGUGCUCAGCUACUUUGAGCCUUACUUGGGCCGUAUUGAGAUCAUGGGUGGCGCCAAGCGGAUUGAGCGAGUCUACUUUGAGAUCAGUGAGUCCAGCAGGGAGCAGUGGGAGAAGCCCCAGGUCAAAGAGUCCAAGCGACAGUUUAUCUUCGACGUGGUCAAUGAGGGAGGCGAGAGCGAGAAAAUGGAGAUGUUUGUGAACUUCUGCGAGGACACCAUCUUUGAGAUGCAGCUGGCUUCUCAGAUAUCUGAACAAGACGCUGCAGAGCGGCCCGAGGAAGAGGAGGAGGAGCUGCAGAGUCUGUUGGAGGAACUGGCUGAAGGCGAAGAUGGCUCCCAAGAGUCAGCCUCAGCAUUUACACUCGCCUGCACCUCUGUGAAGAAGAAAAUGUCCAAUUUCCGUCAGAUGCUGACCAUUAAGAGCAUGCGUAAACAGUUCAAGAAGUUCAAGAAAUUGACCAUUAAAGAAAUGAUCACCGGCUUCUUCUCUUUCUUCUGGAUGCUCUUCACUGGAUUCUUCAAAGGCAUUUUCGGCCUGAUCUUUGGAUUCUUCCAUAUUAUAUGGUCCUCGAUGUUUGGAGGAGGUCUCGUUGAGGGGGCCAAAAACAUGAAGGUCACAGACAUCUUGGGCAACAUGCCAGAUCCCACACAGUUCGGAAUACACGGGGAUGUACUGGAGGCAGAAAAAAUGGAGAGUAGUGACUUUGUAGUGUCUACAGAAAUGGUCCAAAUGGCUGGUGCAGGGGACAAAAUGGAGCCCGAUUCCAUUAUAGAUCUAAUAAAUCCGGCGCCGAAGAGAGAGGGAAAGCAUGGACCUGAGACUGGACUGGGAGAUGUGUCUGAGAUCAUGACAGAAGUCAGCCAACCUGUCGAAAAGAAGAAAAGCCAGAAAGCCGCUACUGAGGAGUCAGAACCAGAGAAAGCAGACACCGAGCACCAGGAAAAAGAGGACAAGGCCAAGGAGGAAAAGCCUGAAGAGCCAGUAGUGGAGGAGAAGCCGGCCCCAAGAAAACGCCAUGGCACAGCAAAAGAGGCAGCUCCUGCUUUCAUGGCCAGCUUCUUCGCUGGCUUAGAGGUCUACAAGACCAAGAUGCUGAACUACUUGGCUCGUAAUUUCUACAACCUCCGUAUGCUGGCUUUGUUAGUGGCGUUCGCGAUCAACUUCAUCCUGCUCUUCUACAAGGUGUCUGGUGAAACUGAAGAGGAGGAGGAAGAUGAAAGUCCAUGGGGUGGUGACGAUGAGGAUGAGGAUGGUGGCGGUAUGGAAUUUUUUGUACUUCAGGAGAGCACUGGUUAUAUGGCACCCACUCUGACGUUCCUGGCUGUACUGCACACCAUCAUUUCACUACUGUGUGUGGUGGGGUAUUAUUGCCUUAAGGUUCCCUUGGUGGUGUUCAAGCGAGAGAAGGAGAUUGCAAGAACGCUGGAGUUUGAUGGCUUGUACAUCACUGAACAGCCCUCUGAUGAUGACAUUAAAGGACAGUGGGAUCGCUUGGUGAUUGCUACUCCGUCAUUCCCCAACAAUUACUGGGACAAAUUUGUGAAGAGAAAGGUAAUCAACAAAUAUGGGGAUUUGUAUGGAGCUGAGCGCAUCGCUGAGCUUCUCGGUCUGGAUAAGAGUGCACUUGACUUUGAUCCCACUGAGGAGGCUGUGGUGAAGGAGGCGUCUUUGCUGUCCUGGUUGAGCUCUAUUGAUACCAAGUACCAUAUCUGGAAAAUGGGAGUUGUCCUUACUGACAACUCUUACCUCUACCUGAUCUGGUACACCACCAUGUCUAUUCUGGGACACUACAACAACUUCUUCUUUGCUGCUCACUUGCUGGACAUUGCCAUGGGCUUCAAGACCUUGAGGACCAUCCUGUCCUCUGUGACUCACAACGGCAAACAGCUGGUGUUGACUGUGGGUCUGCUGGCGGUGGUGGUCUACCUGUACACUGUGGUGGCUUUCAACUUUUUCCGCAAGUUCUACAACAAAAGCGAGGAUGAGGAUGCGCCUGACAUGAAGUGUGAUGAUAUGAUGACUUGCUACCUGUUCCACAUGUAUGUGGGCGUGAGAGCUGGCGGUGGUAUUGGUGACGAGAUCGAGGACCCAGCUGGAGACCCUUACGAGCUUUACCGCAUCCUGUUCGACAUUACCUUCUUCUUCUUCGUCAUCGUCAUCCUACUGGCCAUCAUUCAGGGUUUGAUCAUUGAUGCCUUUGGCGAAUUGAGAGACCAGCAGGAGCAAGUAAAGGAGGACAUGGAGACUAAAUGCUUCAUCUGCGGCAUUGGGAAUGACUACUUUGACACCACACCGCACGGCUUUGAGACUCACACCUUACAAGAGCACAACCUUGCCAACUACCUAUUCUUCCUGAUGUAUCUCAUUAACAAAGAUGAGACUGAACACACGGGUCAGGAGUCUUAUGUUUGGAAGAUGUAUCAGGAGAGAUGCUGGGACUUCUUCCCUGCUGGAGACUGUUUCCGCAAGCAAUAUGAGGACCAGCUGGGCUAAAGGGAACCGUUACAGCCCUCAGCCCAAACACCAGAGAACGAGAGAAAACUCCAACCUGAACAAGAACCUCAAACUAGCUCCAAAUCACAUGCUGCUUACAUUUCCUUACUGAUUCAAAAGCACGACUACAAGACUUGAGACUAAGAACUUCACUUUGGAUAAAGCGAAAAAACAUCAAGCCAAAAAAAACGAAUAUAUAUGAAAAAUGUGAACACAAAAUAAUGUAAACACACAAGGACACACACAACGUCCAAUCUGCCAAAACAUCAUGUACGAUAUAUUUUGAAGAACAGUAGUUCUUUUGAUGUUUUGCUUCCUUUUUCAUCUUCUGAAUCUCACAAGCUGCACAAAGAGACGUGUGAACAGACAUUACAGGAACACUUCAUCCAAAAACGCUGACAGUGAAUGAGCAUGGCUAUCAAUGGUGUGAAAGCUUGUCUGGACCUUUUAGUGUCUUAAUUACUAGUAACCUUUCAGUACAAGCAGCGUUAGUAUUUUUGAGUUAAGUAUUCCUUCAAUGUGAGUUAUUUUAGUGAAUGUCUUGACACAAAAUAUGCACAAAAUGACUUUCUUGGUAUUCACUGAUGCAGAACUAAAGACUUAAGCUCGUCUUAUGACAAAGAACACGAUGUAGAAUGUACAAUGCCUUUUGAGAUGGCUAACCAAACUGCAGGAUGAGGAACUGAAUGCAGAACAGAAUAUAGAUCCUUGAGUCCACUAAAGCAGUGUUUCUCAACCCUGGUCCUCACAUUUUAGUGCUUUCCCUGUUCCCAACAUACCUGAUUCAAUUGCUUAUUAAAAAGCACUGGGAGUGUUAAAGCAGGAAAACCUCUAAAAUGUGCAGAGUAGGGUGCCUCCAGAACCAGGAUUGAGAAACACUGCAUUAGAGGAACUUCUCAAGAGUCAAAGUGCCUUAUGAUGAAACCUAUGCAAAUCUCAUAUGUGCAGAGAGCCUGUACUUUAGUUUAGAACGACAGGCAGUCUUAACCUAGUAUAGUUUUGUGAAAUGAGUUGUUUUAAGUACAGAACACAACUGCUGUUACAUUAAGUUUCUUUUUAAUAGCAGAAACAUGCUUGGCCGAACAUCUCCAUAAGAGAAUCCAAUGCUAAGGAUAUUACAGUAACAAAUGUACUGGAUGAAAAUGAAACAAAAUCAUCAACCACUAUUGUAUGGCCACUUGUGAAUUGAAAUGUAUUUUAUUUGGGGAAAGGGAAAAACAAUAAAGUAAGCAAUGCAAUAAAUCCCACCUCAUUUACUGCACUGAUAA
Astyanax mexicanus (Mexican tetra) is the source of this 16153-nucleotide messenger RNA. RefSeq names its product ryanodine receptor 3 (gene ryr3). Bases 312 to 14885 code for a protein of 4857 amino acids. Gene Ontology annotation, molecular function: protein binding; calcium ion binding; ryanodine-sensitive calcium-release channel activity. Gene Ontology annotation, cellular component: smooth endoplasmic reticulum; sarcoplasmic reticulum membrane; calcium channel complex. Gene Ontology annotation, biological process: calcium ion transmembrane transport; intracellular calcium ion homeostasis. NCBI's taxonomy places the organism in Eukaryota, Metazoa, Chordata, Actinopteri, Characiformes, Acestrorhamphidae. The record is from RefSeq and is a predicted model, not a curated record. The transcript has 103 exons.